This is a messenger RNA of Zingiber officinale, 3115 nucleotides long. RefSeq names its product U-box domain-containing protein 4-like. NCBI's taxonomy places the organism in Eukaryota, Viridiplantae, Streptophyta, Magnoliopsida, Zingiberales, Zingiberaceae. Gene Ontology annotation, molecular function: ubiquitin-protein transferase activity; protein binding. Gene Ontology annotation, cellular component: cytoplasm; nucleus. The transcript has 5 exons. The record is from RefSeq and is a predicted model, not a curated record. The coding region runs from base 328 to 2796 and encodes 822 amino acids. Gene Ontology annotation, biological process: protein ubiquitination.
AUGUGGUUGCGAACCCAGUGGCGGACUCUGGACACCCAGCUUGUCAACAAGGACAAACCUGCCGGGGCCCGGGUCCUCCUCCUUGGCCGUCCUCGGGUGCGGUGGUGAACCCCUCUUCCGCUCCUCUUCUCCCCCUUUCUCCCUCAUCCUGCUUCUCCGACGCUCUAGGGAGGCCGAUCUCUCUCUCCCCUUUUUUCCCCCUCUCUCUUUCAUUCUUCUUCCUCCUUUGCUUAUCGAAUCUGCCGACAGUUCUCAGGUCGUCCGUCGUCUCUCUUUUUGAGGAUUGACACGUUCGAAUUUGCGUUCGCAUGCUUGGAUUUAGGCACAAUGAGGACAUCAUUGCUAGGGGAACUGCUUGAAAGCAUCAAAAAGUUUCAUCUUUUAUCUGCUAGCAAAAAUGCGAAACAUGAUAUGGUUCAAAGAUACUGUAGAACAAUUGAUCAGAUCCUUGAGCAUUUUAAACAACUGUGUUAUGAAAUUGCUGCUUCUGAGAUAUCUUUGGACGAGCAGCUGGUCAACAUGUUGAAAGAGCUAGAUGUUGCAGUCAAUGAAGCUGGGAAAUUUCUUGAAAGUUGGCAUUCAAUGAUGAGUAGAAUUUACUUUGUUUUGCAAAUAGAAGCUCGUGUAAUCAAGAUAUCUGCAUCCACACUUGAAAUAAGUGAACUGGUUACUCCUCUGCUUCUGAGUCCAAUAGACAGUACCAUACUAAAGUGCAUUGAGGAAACGCGGUGCACAGAUGAAUACAUAUCAGUUGUCAUUGAAAAGGCCAUUACUGACCAAAGGGAAAAUAAUAGGCCUAGACCUGAAGAUUUGGAUAGAAUUUCUGACUUUCUAAGCUUGUCAUGCAAUCAAGAAUUGCUCAUGGAGGAUGUCGCACUUGAGAAGCUCAAAACUGAGCUCGACUGCAGUGACAAUCAGGAAGAAGUAGAGAAGAUUGGCCACAUGGUUGGCCUUGUCAAAUAUAUGCAUUACUGCCUCCUUGAAGUUAAGCAAUUGCAUAGUAUAAAUGGUGUCCCUGUCCCUACUGAUUUCUGCUGUCCGCUUUCAUUGGACUUAAUGUCUGAUCCAGUUAUUGUGGCUUCUGGACAAACAUAUGAGCGAGCAUUUAUCAGGAAAUGGAUUGAUGAUGGUUUUAAUGUCUGUCCGAGGACUCAUCAAACACUUGGACAUACUAACUUGAUUCCAAACUACACGGUGAAGGCAUUAAUUGCAAACUGGUGUGAAUCAAACAACAUUAAACUUCCUGAUCCAGUGAAGUCCAUGAUGGGCUUGAAUGUUCCUUCUGCUUUUCUUAAACCCACUGAAGCAAGUGUUACUGACUUUAGUGUUCUUCAAUCUGGAAAUUCUGCCAAGGUGAAUCAUCAAAGAUCUCCAGAACAUGGGAAAGUGAUUACUUUAGAAAGGGACUCCCAUUCUUCUAAUGGCGUCUACCAUGCAACUUCGCUUUAUCUGGAUUCUGAUUCAUUACCCACCCUGCAAAUUGCGAAUGGAUCUGAUGCAAGCAUUUCAAGGUUAUCCUUAGUUAGUACUGCAAGGGAACCUAACUUGGAACAGAGGAAUACAAUUUCUGGCAGCCAAAAUACCAACCAAUCAACACAAGAUUCAGAACCCUCAACAGAUGAUGAGCGAUCUCCACGUCAUGAGCAGACUGAAUCUGCUCCCAAUGCUGUUUCGAGACAGAAUGUUCAAAGACCUAGGGAUGUUAAUGAACUCUCACGAGUUUCGAGUGAUUUGACACAUUACAACAGUGAUGCUUCUGGUGAAGUUGUACAGGAUACUAUAUCCUCCUCCUCCCAAAGAGAAACUGAGUUUGCACCAAACUUGGAUGAGGUUCAUCCUAGAAACCAUAAUAUUUGGACACGUCCAUCUGUCCCCCAAAUCAUAUCUUCCCACUCCAUGGAAUCCAGGUGUGAUUUAUCUGGUGUCGAGUCUGAAGUUUGUAAGCUAAUUGUAGAAUUGAAAAGUGAUUCCAUAGCUAAAUUGAGAACUGCCACAGAGGAACUUCGCCUUCUUGCUAAGCAUAACAUGGAAAAUAGGAUUGUUAUUGCAAAUUGUGGAGCUAUUAACUUAUUGGUUGGGCUGCUUCAUUCAGCAGAUUCCAAGACUCAGGAAAAUGCUGUUACUGCCCUCUUAAACUUGUCGAUUAAUGACAACAAUAAGAUUGCCAUUGCAAAUGCCGAUGCCAUAGAUCCUUUGAUUUAUGUGCUUGAGAUAGGCAACCCUGAAGCAAAAGAAAAUGCUGCAGCAACAUUAUUUAGUCUGUCAGUGAUCGAAGAGAACAAAGUUAGGAUUGGGCGGUCGGGUGCUAUCCAACCUUUGGUAGACUUAUUAGCAAAUGGGAGCCCUCGAGGAAAGAAAGAUGCAGCAACAGCAUUAUUUAAUUUGUCAAUCUUUCAUGAGAACAAGUCACGAAUUGUACAAGCUGGAGCUGUGAGACACUUAGUUGAACUGAUGGACCCGGCCGCUGGUAUGGUUGACAAGGCUGUUGCUGUUUUAGCAAACCUUGCAACUAUACCAGAAGGGAGAAAUGCGAUUGGUCGAGAUAAUAAUGGCAUCCCUGUACUUGUGGAGGUAGUUGAAUUGGGCUCUGCACGAGGAAAAGAAAAUGCUGCUGCAGCUUUACUUCAGCUAUGUACUAAUAGUGGUAGAUUUUGUAGCCAAGUUAUUCAAGAAGGUGCUGUGCCCCCAUUGGUAGCUUUGUCACAGUCUGGUACCCCACGAGCUAAAGAAAAGGCUCAAGCUCUUCUAAGCUACUUCCGCAAUCAGCGUCAGGGCAAUGCUGUGAGAAGAUUAUGAUCUAGCUUUAGUUUCCUCAGAUCUUAUAUGCAAGUACAUAAGUUUGGUCCUGCCAGCUAUUUUAGGCUUGGUGCACUCUUCCCGACGGUAAUUACAAACCGUCUUCGGAGUUUUCUAGCGUGUUGAUGAUGCAUGAAACUUUUUGUCGGGCGUUUUCUUGUAGAGAACUUACAAGUCUGUACAGUGUUUAUUGGCGUCAGCAUCGGUCUCGAUUCGUUUUUGGCCGUUGCUUGGUUGUAAAUGUUUAUUCCUGUACAAUAUGUAAUCUUUUCUUGUAAUUUCCAUCUCUAUAAAUCCUUUUAUUAUUCAUCGUUCCUAA